AAAGUCUUUGGGUUUCGAAAUUGUUUUUGUUGACAAAGAGUGGCUGAAGGCUGUCUAAGGAGUUUUGCGGUGUGUUGAAGAGGGUGUAGAAAUGCACAGAAACACUAUUUUCCGAUAUGAAAAUAAUACUGUUUGCUUGGAGCGCCAAUUUGUUUCAGUCAGCAUCAGUAUUUCAGUGAACAUAUAGCGUAUUAUUAGUCAGCAUGCGCUUGAUAUCGGUGACAAGUCGGUGUUGUCAGGCAUAACUAUUAAAGUAAUCGGUCAUAGUUCCUAACCAUAGAUGACAAUGGCCGCACGUUGGAGUAGCGAAUUCACCGUAUCGGAGCACAGAGACCUGCAGGCGAGUGCAAUGGCUGUAGACUGGACAGGAGUUUAUGUUUUGUUGGCAGGGCGUAGAUAUUUAGCAGUUAAAAAUUUAAAUGAUCCAUCGGAUGCUCUUCACAAAGUUCCUAGACACAGUAAAUAUGAAGUUGGAGCAGCACAGUGGAAUCCUAGUUCAACUAAUAAAGAAUUAUGUGCAAUAUCUAGCAACCAGAGAGUUGAAAUAUUGUCAUGGAGUAAUGGUGAUCUUGUUCAGACUCAUUCACUUCGUGCUCACACAAGAGUAAUUAGUGAUCUCAACUGGCACCGUUUUGAUCCCAAUUUAUUGGCCAGCUGUUCAAUUGAUACCUUCAUUCACAUAUGGGAUGUGAGGGAUCAGAGGCGACCUGCCCUAUCUUUAUCAGCUGUGGCGGGGGCGUCACAAGUGAGAUGGAAUCGUCUGUCCAGAUAUCUCCUUGCCACUGCACAUGACGGAGAUGUCAAGUUAUGGGACCAAAGAAAAGGAACAGCACCUGUGCAAUACAUUGCUGCUCAUUUAUCAAAGAUACAUGGUUUGGAUUGGAGCCCCAAUCAUGAAAAUCAACUUGCCACAUCCAGUCAGGACUGCACUGUGAAGUUUUUUGAUAUUACAAAUCCUAGAAGAGCUGAAAAUAUCUUGACAACCUCUUCACCUGUAUGGCGAGCUCGGUACACGCCGUUUGGCGAAGGUAUGGUUACAGUUGUCGUUCCUCAGUUACGAAGAGGAGAAAACAGUCUUUUAUUGUGGAAAAUAUCAAACCCGUCAACCCCCGUUCACACUUUUGUUGGACACACUGAUGUUGUUCUGGAAUUUGAAUGGCGGAGACCAAAGGAAGGUGGAUCAGAUUAUGAGUUAAUCACUUGGUCAAAAGAUCAGAGCUUAAGGAUAUGGAGGAUUGAAUAUUUUCUUCAGAAGCUUUGUGGCAGUGAAACUAAUGGAGAAACUAUUGUGGAUGUUCAGCAGACAGAGGAAACUUCUGUUGCAACAAGCACACUCGUAAUGGACCCAGUGAUAACACAUCCAUUACAAACUCUGCCAUUAGAAAAUGAUGAUAGUGUUCCAGAGUUAAUUAAUUCUCUGACAGUAGAGGAAAGUGCUGAUGCUGAUAGGGAAGUAAACCCUUCACCAACUCAGCCAAAGACAUUGCAGCAAGAAUUCUCGUUACUUAACAUUAAUAUUCCAAAUGUUCGCGUGGAAGCUAUGGAUGUUAGUAGGCGAUCGUGCACUGUUACAGCUGCCCGGAAUGCACAUAUUGUGAUUUUGCUUGUAACAUUCCCCCCAAAUUAUCCUUAUAAUGCUGCUCCAUCAUUCCAGUUUGGACAGGGGACAACAUUUGACAGCAAUGCCAUGGCAAAAGUUUUAAAGGCUAUGAAACAGACAGCUCAGCAGAGAGUCAGAAAGAAUAAAUCAUGCCUUGAACCAUGCCUUCGGCAGCUUGUGACAACAAUAGAUCAGAUAACUUCUGGGGAGGAUUCAGAAAACAAAGUUUAUUCCCGACAUCUUUCCCAGCCAAACUCCUUUCUUGAGUCAUCAAAUAUAUUUGGCAGUUUUCAAGAUGCUUACAUACCAUUUCCUCGGACAUCUGGGGGAAAAUUUUGUGGAGUUGAUAUGUUGGUGUGUUUUGGUCGUGCUCCUUCUUCUCGAAGAUUAUCGACACGUUCAGAAAGCUUUACUCCUAGAUCUUUGUCAGCUCUUGGUGGAAGCCUUACCAGUUUUAAUCUUGGUGCCUCACCUGGUACCACAUCACAGUAUUCAAGAAUUUAUCCAUCUGUAAACCAGGGAAACUCUGUGGAUACUCCUCUUCCAGUGUCAUCAUAUUAUUUCCCAGAAAGAACAAAACAGACAAGAGUAAGAAGUAGAAAUGUGCAUGGUGGAAGUAGGGGCUUUAGUAGCUCAUCAAGAGGCAGCAAAAAGUCAACCAGAGCUGUUAUUACAGUUUAUGAUGCAUCAGCCCUAUUUUUUGUCCAUAGGGAGCUUGGUGAAAAAUAUAUACUUGGUUCUCAUGAUGUGCCAGCUGUAUGCCAACACAAUUCUUCCGUUGCUGCAUCUGUAGGGCGGAGAGAUUUGGUGCAGACCUGGUCCUUAGCAGGUCUAGCUGCAACUCCAGCAAUGGUGGGACCUUCAGAACAAGAAGACGAUGUUCCCUGGUCACAUCAUCCAUUUGGGAGGCAAUUGGUGGAAUCCUUAAUUGCUCAUUAUGCUAAACAGUCAGAUAUUCAGACAGCAGCUAUGUUGUGCUGUAUAUUUAGUACCCGUCCAGAGACCCAAGAAAUUCGCAAACAUAAACAUCUAAGCAAGUCUGUCAAUGUCAGUAUUUUGUCAUCCCUGCCUGAAUUUUUGAAAUCUAGGGUACUGCGUCUUGCAACUGGAAAAUGGUGGCUCAAGCCUGGUGGUUCCCCAUAUCACACGAUACAUCAGGUAGACACAAGCCUUGAAGGAUCAAGUUAUCCUACACUGAAACAAAAUCGUUCCAACUCAUGGUCUGAUUCACUGGAUGAUUUUAAGUUUGCUUCUGGAAUUGCGGAACAUCGAGAACAUUGUGAUGCUGACAGUGUUAAGUCUAUAAAAAUGCUGGAUGAAAAAAAUACAUUCCUUUAUGAUAUGUACAAGAAGGCAUACGCAGAAAUUCUUCACAGAUGGUGUCUACUUGGUGCAAGAACUCAGGUACUGAAGUAUCUGUGUACACCACCUGAACCACAUAGAGGUGUUGAGUUUUUCACGGAAUGCACAAGUUGUAACAAGCAGAUACGAGGCCCUGGCUGCUCAUUGUGCAAGAGACUAAGUUUUCAAUGUGUGAUUUGCCGCAUCUCAGUGCGAGGAUCAUCCAAUUUCUGUUUGGUUUGCGGUCAUGGUGGGCACAUGGAUCACAUGAAACUGUGGUUUGAAUCACAUAGUGUUUGUCCAACAGGCUGUGGCUGCUCCUGCCUGGCUGAAAGUGCAUCUAUUUUAGAGACGUAACAGUGGGUAACUUGGACGCAUUGAAAGUUAUCAGUAUUCAUUAGGCUGUUUGACAACUGAAACCAAAUAUCUUAGUACCUGCUGUUCCACAGUCCUUCAUAUGAUAAUGAAGGAAAGUGAGCUUCAUUUUUGAAAAUAUGUUUACUGUAAAUUUUAUCACUUCUAUGUAUGUUGUUGCCUUCCUUCACACAGUAAUGAAAGAAAGUGAGCUUCAUUUGUUAAAUUCUGUUUCUCUGUGCAUCUUGUAAUUUAUAUGUGAGAUCUUUUGUAAAUUUUUCCUUGUAUAUAAUAUUUUUAAUUUUCAUUGGCAAGAGCUUUCCUCUCCUUAUUUUGAGUGAAAGAACUGUAAAUAAAGUAUGUAAAUGUUUGUGCAUGGAAUCUGUCAUGCUCUAUAUGGUGACUUAAUUGUGACUUCUUUUGUGUAACCUACUCGAAGACUGCCUGUUAUAUAACUCAAUUAAAGUAUCUGAAAAUUGUAACAGAGA
This is a messenger RNA of Schistocerca gregaria, 3783 nucleotides long. RefSeq names its product GATOR complex protein WDR59 (gene Wdr59). NCBI's taxonomy places the organism in Eukaryota, Metazoa, Arthropoda, Insecta, Orthoptera, Acrididae. Gene Ontology annotation, molecular function: protein binding. The coding region runs from base 281 to 3298 and encodes 1005 amino acids. The transcript is spliced from 23 exons. The record is from RefSeq and is a predicted model, not a curated record.